AUGGUUGUUGCCAAUCAUAUCGCUAACAAUAUUGCUAUAUAUCUUGGAUCUAACAAUGGCACUUUUUCAAGUCCAAUCGAGUAUCCAACAGGUACUGGAUCAGCUCCGUACAAGGUCGCUGUUGGUGAUUUCAACAAUGAUCAUCGAUUAGAUAUUGCAGUCGCAAAUUUUGGUACUAAUAACGUUGGUAUAUUUCUUGGAUUUGGAAAUGGAUCUUUCGUUAACCAAGUAAUAUUUUCAAUUGGCUCAUCUCGUCCGAUUUCGAUUAACGUAGCUGACUUCAACAAUGACACACUACUCGAUAUUGUCACUGCCAAUUAUGGAACAAAUAGUAUAAGCAUACUCCAUGGAUAUGGAGAUGGAAAUUUUUCGGGCCCAACUACAUAUUCCACAGGCUAUGAUUCUUUUCCAUCCUCACUGAUCACUGGAGAUUUCAAUAACGACAACCAUUCAGAUAUUGCUGUUGCCAACUAUGGUACGAACAAUGUUGGUAUACUUCUUGGCCGUGCCAACGGCACUUUUGCAAACCAAAUAACUUUCUCAACUGGCUUUGGUUCUCAUCCGUACUCAAUCACUGCUGGCUAUUUCAAUGACGAUGCCUUCCUCGAUAUUGCUAUCGCUAAUUAUGGAAUGGAUAAAAUAGGCGUACUUCUGAGCUAUGGUAACGUAACUUUUGCAAAUCAAGUCACUUAUUCCACUGGUUCUGCUUCUCCAUAUAUGAUUGACGUUGGUGACUUCAAUCAGGACAAUCGCCUAGAUUUAGUCGUCACUAAUAACGGUACUAAGAAUAUUGCCGUACUUCUUGGUUGUACAAACGGUACUUUUGCCAAUCCAAUGAUGUAUUCAACUGGAGCUUCUUCUUUCACAUCAUUUGCCAUAGGGGAUUUCAACAAAGACAAUCGUUUAGAUAUGAUUGUCGUUAGUAAUGACACUGGUGCCAUUGAUAUCCUUCUUGGUUCGUAUGAGGGAUUUUCAAAUCGAAAAACUUAUUCAACUGGCUCUCUUCCACGAUCCGUUGCUGUUGGUGAUUUCAACAACGACAACCGAAUAGAUCUUGUUGUUGCCAAUUGGGGUAGCGAUGAUCUUAGUAUCCUUCUGGGAUAUGGCAAUGGCUCUUUUACAAAUCAAAGCAGGUAUUCAAUUGACACUGCUCCAUACUCUGUAGCUGUUGGUGAUUUCAACAACGACAACCGAUUAGACAUCGUUGUCGCUAAUGGUGCUGCCAAUGACGUCAGUGUCCUUCUUGGAUAUGGCAAUGGCUCUUUUCAAAAUCAGAUCACUUAUUUAACUGGUUCUAUUCCAAGAUCUCUAGCUGUUGGUGAUUUUAACAAUGACAAUCGACUAGAUAUCGUUGUCGCCAAUUAUUUUAGCAAUAAUGUGAGUAUCCUUCUUGGAUAUGGUAAUGGCUCUUUUGCAAAUCAAAGUACGUAUUCAACUGGGCGUGGUCCACUGUCUGUCGCUGUUGGUGACUUCAAUAACGACAACCGACUGGAUAUCGUUGUCGCCAACUAUUUUAGCAAUAAUGUAAGUGUCCUUCUUGGAUAUGACGUUGGCUCUUUUGCAAAUCAAAUCACUUAUUUAACUAACUCUGGUCCACAAUAUGUAGCUGUUGGUGAUUUCAACAACGACAACCAACUGGAUAUUGUUGUCACCAAUCGUGAUGCCAAUGAUGUAAGUGUUCUUCUUGGAUAUGGUAAUGGCUCUUUUGCAAAUGGAAUCAGGUUUUCAACCAGCUCUGCACCGUGGUCCCUAGCUAUUGGUGAUUUUAACAACGACACCCGACUGGAUAUCGUAUUCGCCAAUAGUAAUAGUCAUGAUGUGGGCGUGCUUCUUGGAUAUGGCAAUGGGUCUUUUGCAAAUCAAAUCACGUAUUCAACUAGUUCUUAUCUAUAUUCUGUAGUCGUUGGUGAUUUCAACAAUGACACCCGACUGGAUAUCGUUGCCAUCAAUGUAGAUCGCGACAAUGUCGAUAUACUACUCCAAUAUAACAGAGGAUUUCUUAAAAAUGAAAUGACCUACGCAUCUGGUGGUGGUUCUAAACUACGAUAUGUUACUGUUGGUGAUGUGAACAACGACACUCAACUAGAUAUUAUCGUUGCUAACUAUGGCACUAAUGAUGUAGGUAUUCUUUUUGGAUAUGGAAAUGGUACUUUUCUAGAUCAAAUGAUGCUCAGUACUGGCUCAAAUUCUCAUCCAUCCGCUAUUGCCAUUGGUGAUUUCGAUGGUGACACUGAACUGGAUGUCGCUGUGACCAAUUAUGGUACUAAGAGUGCAAAUAUUUUGUUUGGAAAUGGAAAGGGAAUGUUUACAAAUCAAGCAAGUUAUGAAAUUGGUUUUGUUUCUACUCCGUUCGUCAUCGCUUCUGGUGAUUUCAAUAAUGAUAGACGAUCGGAAACUGUUGUCGCUUACGAUGAUAGUGAUAAUCUGGAUAUUCUUAUUGCAUACAACAAUGUGUCUUUUGCAAAUCAAAAUACGUAUUUAUCUGACCAAUGGCCACUGUCUGUAACUGUUGGUGAUUUCAAUAAUGACAACCGACUGGAUAUCAUUGUCGCCUACGAGUAUAACUAUGAUAUGAGUACGCUUCUUGGAUAUGGUAAUGGCUCUUUCUCAAAUGAGAUCAGAUAUUCAACUACUUCUUAUCCAUGGUUUGUAGCCAUUGGUGAUUUCAACAACGACAAUCGACUGGAUAUCGUCGUUGCUCAUUUUUAUACCAAUAAUGUAAGUGUCCUUCUUGGCUAUGGUAAUGGUUCUUUUUCAAAUCACAUGACCUAUCCAGCUGGCUCUCAUCCAUUCUCUGUAGCUGUUGGUGAUUUUAAUAACGAUAAUCAACUAGAUAUCGUUGUCGCCAAUGGUGACAUAAAUGAUGUGAGUGUCCUUCUUGGAUAUGGUAACGGGUCUUUUGCAAAUCAAAUCAUGUAUUCAACUGGCUCUAGUUUUGGAUAUGUAGCUGUUGGUGAUUUUAACAACGACAAUCGACUUGAUAUCGUAGUCGCCUAUGGUAAUACCGAUAAUGUGAAUGUCCUUCUUGGAUAUGGUAAUGGCUCUUUUUCAAAUCAGAUCAGACAUGCAACUAGCUCUUUUCCACGAGCCGUAGCUGUUGGCGAUUUCAACAACGACACUAGACUAGAUAUCGUUGUUGCCAAUACUAUUAGUCAUGAUGUGAGCGUGUUUCUUGGAUAUGGUAAUGGCUCUUUUGCAAAUCAGGUCAGGUAUUCAACUAAUUCUUAUCUAUACUCUAUAGCCGUUGGCGAUUUCAACAAAGACAGCAUACUGGACAUUGUCGUCACUAAUCAAGAUACUGCAAGUGUGGGGCUGUUUCUUGGAUAUGGCAAUGGUUCUUUUGCAAAUCAAAGCACGUAUUCCACUGAUGUUUAUCCAGGAUCUGCAGCUAUUGGUGAUUUCAACAACGACGCUCGACUGGAUAUUGUUGUGAACCAUGGGAAUACCCAACGUGUCAGUGUUCUUCUGGGACAUAUUAUUAUAGGUUUUGUAAGCCAAGCCACACUCACGACUGGCAGUGGUUCCCGACCGCGAUCAUUUGCCAUUAGUGAUUUUAACAAUGAUGAUCGAAUCGAUAUCGCUGUUGCCAAUUCAGGUUCUGACACUAUCGGAAUUUUUCUUGGAUAUGGCAAUAUCUCUUUUGCAAAUCAAGUACCAUAUUCAACUGGCUCGAAUUCAUCGCCAUACUCCAUGGCUAUUGGCGAUUUCAAUAACGAUACUUGGCUGGAUAUUGUCGUUGCCAAUUAUGGUUCUGAAAACGUAGGUAUUUUUCUCGGAUAUGGCAAUGGCUCUUUUACAAAGCAAACGGCAUAUUCAACGGGCUCUGGUUCGUAUCCUUCUUCUGUUGCUGUGGGUGAUUUUAACAACGAUACCAUGCUAGACAUUGCUGUCGUUAAUCAAGGGACUAAUAGUGUGAGUGUUUUCCAUGGAUAUGGCAAUGGCACCUUCACAAGCCCGAUUCGAUUUUCCAUGAGUUAUGGAUCUCGUCCAUUCUCCAUCGUCGUUGGCGAUUUCAACCAUGACACAAAACUGGAUUUAGCUGUGGCAAAUGAUGGCACGGACAGUCUAUAUAUUCUCUUACAAAAUUGUUAA
Rotaria sp. Silwood2 is the source of this 4092-nucleotide messenger RNA. The record is from the annotation of a GenBank genome assembly. NCBI's taxonomy places the organism in Eukaryota, Metazoa, Rotifera, Eurotatoria, Philodinida, Philodinidae.